AUGAUAUAUGUUUUUGGCUAUCGGUUAGUUGUCGUCGGUUUGUUUUUUCAAUGGAUCACGCCAUCGAAUGAAGUAGCUGUCUGUAACGACACUGCUAACUGGAUUAAUGGUGCAUGGCAUCCUUGUAACGACUAUCAUUUUAAUACAUCGUGGUGUGUUAAUGGUUACUUCCAACCGAGUACCUACUGGACAGGAGGUAGUUUAUUUCUUUAUCCUGAGUUCAACUGUUGUGAUUGUGGCAAAGGAUGGCCAGUAUGGUUCGUUCCAAAGGCAGGUUAUGAAGCUACCAAAGCUGUUCCUGAGUUAACAGACAAUGGUAGAAAUUCGAGUGUUACUAAUUUAAAAUGCAUCGAUCCUAUGGGGAAAUCCGGUUUGUGUAAUAUGGCAUGUAAGACAUGGGAAUAUCCAGUCAUAUCGAUUACAAAUAUUACUAGCAACAAUUUUAAUUUUUACAAUUGCACACUGAAUUUACAGACGACAAAUGCGUCAAUGUCAUAUACUCUCCAAAUUCCUCAAAAUAACUAUAUAGUUUAUUUUACUAAUUGGGCAACAAGUGACUACAAUUUUUCGUGCUUGGGUACAACUAUACCACCAAAUUCUUCGAUGUUAUGUCGACAUGAUGUUGCCCAGUGUCUGUCACCAGCAACUACAUACCGAUGUGUAUCGCCAAGUACGCAUUGUCAGCUUCGUAAAUCUAGUAUUAGCGAAUCUGCCUUUUAUUUAGAUUGCAUUGAUACAUCGAAUUGGAUAAACAACAAUACUGCAAAUAGUGAAACAACAGCAUUUACUUGUUAUUCAUAUGAAGUUGUCUCUCGAGUAUGUUCUGGAGGAACUGCCACGCCAGGUAAUCAAUGGGCACUAGGCUCAAUGUACAAUUAUCCUGAGUUUAACUGUUGUGGUUGUGGCAAAGGAUGGCCACUAUGGUUUGUUCCAUUAGCAGGCUUUGUAGCUACAAGAGCAGUUCCAGAAUUCACGAACAAUACACAAAAUUCGAAUGUCACUAAUCUUCAAUGUAUUGAUAUCUACGGCAAUAGCCGACCAUGUAACAUGACAUGUAAAUUAUGGACAAAUCCAUUGACAUCAAUUGAAACAAUUGCCACUGACGAUUUCAUGUAUUUUUCGAAUUGGACAACAAGUGACUAUGAUUUCUUAUGUGGAGGCAAUCAAGCACUACCAAAUGUUUCUAUGCUAUGUCGACAUGAUUUUAUGCAAUGUCUAUCAACGCAAGUGACAAAUAGAUACGUACCAGCAGUGAUCUGCGGCACAGAUAAUACUCAAUUUCCAACUUUACCGCCAACUUCAUCGGAAGUCGAUGAUCAAGACACUAGUGAGAUACCCAUGACUUACACAUCAUUCUCGCCUGUUGUAUCAAGUUCAUUUAAGGCAACCACUUACGCUGAAGAAACUACAACCACUGCAUCACCUACUAAAUCAAGUUCAUUCAAAGCAACGACCUACGCUGAAGAAACUACAUCGUCUGUUGGAUCAAGUUCAUUUAAAGCAACGAUCUAUGCUGAAGAAACUACAACCACUGCAUCGCUUGUCGGAUCAAGUUCAUUUAAAGCAGCGACCUACGCUGAAGAAACUACAACCACUAAAUCGCUUGUUGGAUCAAGUUCAUUUAAAGCGACGACUUACGCCGAAGAAACUACAACCACUGCAUCGCCUGUUGAAUCAAGUUCAUUCAAAGCAACGAUCUAUGCUGGAGAAACUACAACCACUGCACUAAUAACUUUCAUCACUGUAGCAACACUCUCUCCUUCUCCUGUUUGGCAAUCUCCAACGUGUGCUAAUGGUAAUAUUGGUCUUAAUUGUAAUGUCACCGUUGAUCUUUGUCAGAUAACUAAUCCAUGUCUUAACAACGGCACAUGCGUCAAUACUUUAUCGUCUACUUAUACAUGUACAUGCAUGCAAGGGUUCACAGGUUCACAUUGUGAGAUUGAUAUUCGACCUUGUAAACCGUGGACUUGUCUUAGUUAUGGCCUGUGCAAUGAAACUAGUCCCACAACCUUCCAGUGUGACUGUUAUCCUGGCUAUGAAGGUCUUAAUUGUGAAUCACUCACCGAUUAUUGUGAUGGUAUUGUAUGUCAAAACAAUGGACAAUGUCGUCCGAUUUUACUAAAUUUCACAUGUGAGUGUACGACAAAAGAUGUUACCGGUCGAUACUGUGAAAUUAAAAGCAAUUCGCUCGUUAUCAAAGCCGCUGUCAAACGGUCUGUUGGAUACAUAGCCAUAAUAGCUAUUGUCGGUGUUAUUUCUAUAUUUGUCGGGUUUGAUGCACUGACAUACAUUUUCAAAAUUGAUACAGUAAAGAGACAUCGAAGAUACCUCGCUAAACGACGUCGACAACAACGAGAACGGCAGUCGAAAUCGAAAUCAGUGAUACGUUUUGUCUAUGUCAAUGCUUCGCCAGAUGAAUCAACAAUUGAAUCAUGA
Molecule: messenger RNA, 2436 nt
Organism: Adineta steineri
Lineage: Eukaryota; Metazoa; Rotifera; Eurotatoria; Adinetida; Adinetidae
Source: the annotation of a GenBank genome assembly